AUGAUUUCAACAAUCGGCACAACAACAAUUCAAACAACAACAGCACCAAACUCGUUAGUCAUGAAUCCAACGUCAAUGUUAGUAGAGAUGAAAAACUUCAUUCCUUCUUCAUUUACUUUCGAAACAAAAAUCCAGAAGAUAAAGCAAGAACUUUUAACAAGUAAUUUAGACUGUAGUGCGAAAGAUGAAACAAAUGAAGAAUAUCUUUAUGAAAUGCAGGACAUUAUUGACCAUUUGCCUAAACUACCUGAAAUUCAGCAGCAAAAACUAACUAUUCCUGAAUUCGACGAAAUUGAAGUCAAAGCAACUGACUCAGUAGAAAUUAAGAAAUUCAUACGUAAAGUAAAUUAUGAAUUCCUUGGUUUUCAUUGCAACCAUAAGGUUAUGGACAAAGAUUGCGACAUGGUUUAUAAAAACAUUUCUGACAUAUAUAAAUCUGAGGAGUUUAAGACUUACGAUAACUUUGUUUCAUUAGUUGCAAAAUGUGUUUGGGAAAUAAGAGAUAAAGAUAGAAGAGGCAAAG
This is a messenger RNA of Trichomonas vaginalis G3, 523 nucleotides long. Its product is annotated as organellar and viral DNA polymerase type B. The transcript has a single exon. The record is from RefSeq and is a predicted model, not a curated record. The annotation marks the transcript as partial. Lineage: Eukaryota; Parabasalia; Trichomonadida; Trichomonadidae.